AUGUCAGAACUACUGGGGAGCAGAAAGAACGUGUCAACCCGGGAAGCAGGAUCUUUGUCGGAUGACGAAGAGACUAUUCCCUCUAUUGCUGAACUAGAGGAAGAACGGAAUAGCCCUCUGCACGGCAAUGAGAAUACUGGUGUAGAAGAGCUUGAACAGACUUUAGAAGACGACCGUAUCCACCGCCCUAGAAGAAAAAUAGCCAGAAGAUAA
Messenger RNA from Mucor mucedo, 213 nucleotides. RefSeq lists its product as uncharacterized. Bases 1 to 213 code for a protein of 70 amino acids. Lineage: Eukaryota; Fungi; Mucoromycota; Mucoromycetes; Mucorales; Mucoraceae. The record is from RefSeq and is a predicted model, not a curated record. The transcript is spliced from 2 exons.